Messenger RNA from Plasmodium gallinaceum, 909 nucleotides. RefSeq names its product ADP/ATP transporter on adenylate translocase, putative (gene ADT). Gene Ontology annotation, molecular function: ATP:ADP antiporter activity. NCBI's taxonomy places the organism in Eukaryota, Apicomplexa, Aconoidasida, Haemosporida, Plasmodiidae. The coding region runs from base 1 to 909 and encodes 302 amino acids. The record is from RefSeq and is a predicted model, not a curated record. The transcript has a single exon. Gene Ontology annotation, cellular component: mitochondrial inner membrane. Gene Ontology annotation, biological process: mitochondrial ADP transmembrane transport; mitochondrial ATP transmembrane transport.
AUGAGUACAAAAGAAGUAAAAAAAAAUUUCGCAGCUGAUUUUUUGAUGGGAGGUGUAUCAGCAGCUAUAUCUAAAACAGUAGUAGCUCCAAUUGAGAGAGUAAAAAUGUUAAUUCAAACUCAAGAUACAAUACCUGAAAUAAAAUCAGGUCAAGUAGAAAGAUAUUCAGGUAUGAUAAAUUGUUUUAAGAGAGUAUCAAAAGAACAAGGUGUUGUAUCUUUAUGGAGAGGAAAUUUAGCAAAUGUAAUUAGAUAUUUUCCAACACAAGCAUUUAAUUUUGCAUUUAAAGAUUAUUUUAAAAAAAUAUUCCCUAAAUAUGAUCAAAAUAAAGAAUUUGGUAAAUUUUUUUUAACAAAUGUUUUAUCUGGUGGUACAGCAGGUGCUAUUUCUUUAUUGAUUGUUUAUCCUCUUGAUUUUGCUAGAACUAGAUUAGCAUCAGAUAUUGGAAAAGGAAAAGAAAGACAAUUUAAUGGAUUAUUUGAUUGUUUAACUAAAAUUUAUAAACAAACAGGUGUUUUUUCAUUAUAUAGAGGAUUUGGUGUUUCUGUUACUGGUAUUAUUAUGUAUAGAGGAUCUUAUUUUGGCUUAUAUGAUAGUGCAAAAGCACUUUUAUUUUCUAAUGAAAAAAAUACCAAUAUUGUUUUCAAAUGGGCAGUUGCACAAUCUGUUACUAUUUCAGCAGGUCUCAUUUCAUAUCCAUUUGAUACAGUCAGAAGAAGAAUGAUGAUGAUGUCAGGUAGAAAAGCUAAAGAAGAAAUCCAAUACAAGAAUACUAUUGAUUGUUGGUUUAAAAUUUUAAGAAAUGAAGGAUUAAAAGGAUUUUUUAAAGGAGCUUGGGCUAAUGUUAUCAGAGGAGCAGGAGGAGCUUUAGUUCUUGUGUUUUAUGAUGAAUUACAAAAAUUGAUUUAA